AUUUAGACAGGUGUGUUGCCAUAUUGCUGGUAAAUAUAUUAUACUACUUUAUAGUUUCAUCUUGUGUUUUGAAACUUUGAAACUUUGAAAUUUUGAAAUUUACAACUCCUAAUAUUUGUUACAGAUUUGGGCACUCAACCACUUAUCUUUGGGGAAAGCACCAGCUCUUUCUAGGUUUAGUUUUCCACGUUUAUUGAAUUGGCCGGUUAUAAGUAUGCAGAAGAAAAAUAUUGAAAAAGCAUUUGAAAAACAUAUGAUAAUUGAUAGAGUGGUUGCAACAGAGGAAGAGCUAAAAUAUGACAUAGUCAAUGCUACUCUGUUUGAACAAGGACAACAGUUUGUGGAUGUUAUUGAUUAUCAUAGAUUGGUGUUUGAGAAUAAAGAUUUCAAAGAGAGGAUAACUUUUCUUGAGUAUGAAGUGAGGAUGAUGAAAAAGGCGAGAGUUAACACUCCGUUUGAGGAGGAGGUUGUUCAAGAUGAUCGACAACUUCUGAACUUUAUCAUUGAAGAUGAAGUAGGAACUUUGCCUGAAGAUGUUGGACAUAACACUCCAUUUAAUGAUGAUGCCAAUGUUGCGGAAAAUCAAUCAAAGUCUAAAUCCAACAUGGCUACAAGAAUGAGGAAGAAACCAAGGAAGCGUGGAAAAAGAACCAGACUGAAUUUGUAA
Messenger RNA from Lathyrus oleraceus (garden pea), 667 nucleotides. RefSeq lists its product as uncharacterized. Lineage: Eukaryota; Viridiplantae; Streptophyta; Magnoliopsida; Fabales; Fabaceae. The coding region runs from base 215 to 667 and encodes 150 amino acids. The record is from RefSeq and is a predicted model, not a curated record. The transcript is spliced from 2 exons.